This is a messenger RNA of Impatiens glandulifera, 938 nucleotides long. RefSeq names its product DAG protein, chloroplastic. The record is from RefSeq and is a predicted model, not a curated record. Bases 45 to 743 code for a protein of 232 amino acids. The transcript has 5 exons. Gene Ontology annotation, biological process: chloroplast RNA modification; cytidine to uridine editing. NCBI's taxonomy places the organism in Eukaryota, Viridiplantae, Streptophyta, Magnoliopsida, Ericales, Balsaminaceae. Gene Ontology annotation, cellular component: chloroplast.
UUGCAUCCCAAAAAUAUCCUCAUCUCUUUAUCGAAGCUCAUCUAAUGGCGACUCUCAAUUUCUCUCUCUUCUGUAAAACCCUAAACCCUCCCAAUACUCAAUCUAGACCUACACUUCUCAAUCACCCUUUCGCCCCACGAUUCCGUCCAACCUCCGAAAUCAUCAUCCCCUUCUUAUCUACUCGUUCGCGGUUAGAAAAUGUUCAAUCUCGUACUUCUCCUGUCCAAGCGACAGUCGGCGGCGACUACAGAAAGAGCAGCAACAGUGACGAAACGAGAGAGACGAUAAUGUUACCAGGCUGUGAUUAUAACCAUUGGCUCAUUGUCAUGGAGUUUCCAAAAGACCCUUCUCCUACUAGAGAACAGAUGAUUGAUACAUAUCUUAAUACUCUCGCUACUGUCCUUGGAAGUUUGGAAGAAGCAAGGAAGAACAUGUAUGCUUUUAGUACAACUACUUAUACAGGGUUUCAGUGUACUGUAUCUGAAGAAGUAUCAGAGAAAUUUAAAGGAUUGCCUGGAGUUUUGUGGGUGCUUCCUGAUUCUUAUAUUGAUGUGAAGAACAAGGACUAUGGAGGUGAUAAGUAUGUUAAUGGGGAGAUAAUUCCUUGUACAUAUCCUACUUAUCAACCGAAACAAAAGAGUAGAACAAGAAAUGAUGGUAAAAGAUAUGUUAGGCAGAGAGAUGGACCUCCAUCUGAUCGGAAACCACAAAAACAAGAGACAACUCCUUCGGAAACAUCGUGAAUUAAUCUCAAUCAGGUUAGCUUUCAGGUUUGUCAAGGAUAGAACUUCUAGUUUCAGAGUUUGGAUCUGACUAUCGUCUGUUCAGGUCAAUCUUUGUUCUAAGAGGUUAUUUGUAGAAACAUGAACACAGUUUUCUUCAUUGAGAUUAUGGAAAGGAACUGAAUUUCUAUAUAUGAGUUCAAUAUUUUAGCUCAA